Messenger RNA from Paramecium sonneborni, 961 nucleotides. Lineage: Eukaryota; Ciliophora; Oligohymenophorea; Peniculida; Parameciidae. The record is from the annotation of a GenBank genome assembly.
AUGAUUGUUUAAGUAAUUUAAAUAUCAUAAAAUUAAGGUUAUUUAAUAUGAAAGGUCAANUAUAUAUUUUGGCAAAUUAUCAAAUGAAAAUUUUUAAAAUAAAUUAGACAUAAAUAAAUAACAAAUUAAAAAAUUGAUAGAUACUACAAUUAAUGAAUUAAAUUUUAAUAUAGACUAUAUAAAUCAACCAGAUAUUCAAAAACAUAAAGUUAUGGAUUAUGAUUUGUAAUAAUUUACUUUAGAGUCAAUCUUUUAGUAAUAACUUCCUUAUGAAUAUUGCGGGAAGCAUUUCGCUUAUAAAUCCUCAAUAUGUACUCACUCUGAAUGUUUAAAUUAAAAAAAUUUAACUUAUCAUUGUUUGAGAUGCAGCAAGAGCCUUCAUGUCGAACAUUUUCAAAAUGAUUAUUUAUUAGAGUACGAAUAAUUAAAAGAAUAACAAAAAGCAAAAUGUUAAUUUUUUUUAAAUGAAAAAUUAACAAUUUACGAAAAAUUUUAACAAUUAGUAAAUUAAUAAAUAUCUCAGUUAAGACAAGAGCAAAAGAAAUAAUAUUAAAGUUUUGAAAUAACAAUUGAAAAUAUUAAAAUUUUGGAAUAAUAAUUUCAAAAGAGUUUAUUUGUUUAGGAUAUUAAUUAUGUGUUUGGUGAUUUAUUAUUAAAUUUAAUUACUACAGAGGAAAAAGAAUUAAAUUAAUAACUUAAUAAUUAAUUCCAAACCUUUGUAGAAUAACUCUAACUCUGCAAAAUUUAAGAAAAACCUCUCUUUGUUGAGAAAUGUAAGAAUAUUUAAUCACAUGAAAAUGAGAUUUAAUAACUGAAGAAACAAAUAAGCGGAUUAUAAUAAGAAAUAAGUGAUAUGGAUUAAACUUUAGAUAAUUGUCAAUAAUACAUAUAAAAAUGUUGUAAUAAAUAACUUAAAAUACCAGAUAAUCAAAUACAACCAUAAAGAAAAAGAUACAAAUGA